AUGCACGUAACCUUAACCAUAAGGGAACAAUGGUUAGUCACUAUUCCAAUUAUUUCAACUUUAAAUCUAGAAAAAAGAAAAGAAAAGAAAAUUACCUCUUCAGAUAACCAAUGUAAGGAAAGGUGGAAGGAAAUUCGUGAAAGGACUGUAGUUUAG
Messenger RNA from Nezara viridula (southern green stink bug), 156 nucleotides. NCBI's taxonomy places the organism in Eukaryota, Metazoa, Arthropoda, Insecta, Hemiptera, Pentatomidae. The record is from the annotation of a GenBank genome assembly.